UGGAACGAUCAUAAGCAUCAAUCAACAAGAACGUUGUGAUUAUGGGUACUGAAAAUGAUGAAGAGGAUGAAGAAGAGGAGAUGAUAAUAACAUCCAAACUUCAACUUGUCUUGGCGGCGAAAUCGAGAAAACAACAGUACACUUCAUCACCAGUGAUAAGCCAUCACGUGUCACUAUCACUCUUGUCUUCACCUGAUGACUUAUCACACUCUCGCGCUUCGGUUCCUUUCUCAUGGGAAGAAGAACCUGGCAAGCCUAAACAACAUACUCUUCUACGAGCUCCUCCUAAAUACCCCAAGCGUCUUGAUUUGCCUCCGAGGCUGCUUCUUCCUCGUGAAGGUACUAAAACGCCUCUGGCUUGUGAUCAUCCUCGUUAUCUCGCAGCGUUGAAACGGUGGUUCCGGUUGAGGAAAGAUCGAGCUGAUAAUGAUAAUGACGUGGUGGGACAGUGCAGUUUUGUCGUUUCAUCGGAAAAUGAAAAUGAUAUGAAGAUCACAAGAACAACAAGUCGUCUCCAUUGUCUCUAUGAUGUCGCUAGGUGUUACUUAUGGGAAGUUCCAUGGAAGAAGAAGAAGUUGAAAAGAGAUGACAUUUGACGUACGGUUUAAGAGAUGAUUCGUUCAUACAUACAUUGUCAUUACUCAUUAGAUAAGUCUGAUACAUCGUUGGAUACUUGUCUAGUGGACCAAGUACUUAUAUGGGUUUUUACAGGCCUGACAACACAGCCCCAAUGAAAUUAAUAUCGAAUUUUGUGUUAAAACUUUUUCUUGAUCGAGCUGGAUUCGAAUGUAUGGUUGUUCAAUAGAUAUAUCACAUGGAAGAAGAUAGCAUGUUGAGAUAAAGUAACCAAGUUGCUUUGGUCUAGUUGUAUAGGAGCUCCAGCUGGAGUGCCCGUCCCUGGAUUCGAGCCUUGGCCACUGCGGAAUUUACAUGUGGGCUGCAGCAUCCGAGACCGAAGACCGUUACACGGUGAGUCACAUGAUGACGCCAUGGCAGCGUCUAUGCUCACUUCGGUCUCUAGUCUGGACUACCUCGAUGGGGCCAGGAUACUCGGUUAGCAAAAAAAAAAAAAAAAAAAAAAAAAAGUUGCGAUAAAGUACCGUGGGCCAUAUAGAAUGGCCUAAUAAUGCAUAAUUAGUGGCUAGGAUCAUGUGAUUCUUUCAGAUGUGAUCAUCAUUACAUCAAAGCGGUCCAAUAAAUUAUUUUCUCUGUAUAAGUUCGGUGGCAACGAUUCUUAAUACAUUUUUUCUAUUCAAUGUACAAGUUGUACACACAUCUGAAUGAGCCUAGUUUGCUUCGACCUAGCUAGUGGUGGUAAACCAUGUGAGACGUGGUAGGUCGUUUAAGGAUGGAGUAAAACGGCAGGCGAGGUGAUCAAGCUAGCAUCCACAAAACGACACUGGGAAUUGAGUGUGAGAGAGAGAGAGAGAGAGAGAGAGAGAGUAUUGUGUGGGAGAGGGUGUUUGGUUGGGUUGGAAAGACAUGUGUCGACGUCAGUAAGAGAAAGGAUUUGAUCAAAGAAACAGUCCUUUAGAUUUAUAAAAUGCUAAUUAUUUCAAUCACGCCCUAAAACUAGGGCCCAGCCACUUCCUUUUUGUCGCUUCCUGUCGGUCCUUCUCUGAUUCUUCUCCGAUCCCUCAUCUUCUGAAUUAUAUGCAUUGAUAACCAAACCUUUUUUUUAUCAAGAUAACCAAUUGUUUUUUUGUUUUGUAUUAAGCAAUAUAACCAAUGUGUUUUUUUUUGUAUCAACCAAUGUGUUUUCUAUGAAGCAAUAUAGCCAAGAUUUUCAUAUGACUAUUUUUAUUUUCUCUACCUAUUGAUUGAAAUCAAUAUGAAACCGCUUAAUGUAUGAUGCUCAAAUGUAAGUAACUAGUGUGAUUUAAUAAAUUUUGCAACCAUCAUUGACUACAAUAAAGCAGGUUGUAUAGCUAUGGUUUAUUAACACGUGAUUUGAUAUUUUUAGAAUGAAUGCGGUAUUGUUUGUUUAAAAGUUUUUUUUUUUUGAAAAAUUGUUUGUUUGAAAGUUUUUUCUGUGUUUCUUAUUGGCCUCGAUUUUCAGUUUAUGUGCUUUUUACAAACUUUUAUUCUAAUUAUCUGAUUAGCGCGACAUUUUUUUAUUGCUUUUACGAUUUAAGAAUAUGAUCAUGAUAACUUUAUUUGCCAUGUGUGGUAUAAUAAAGAAGAACACUUGAUAUAAGGGGUGAAAUUUUCGUGACAUAUUCCUAGAAAUAACAUAAUAAAAUAAAAUAAAGUAUUACGUCCGAAGAAUAAUCCAUAAUCCCUAAUUACAGUCAACAUAUAUAUAGUAUUUUAUAUAAAGCUUAAGCGAAAAACCAUAUGUGCUUUAUGGACCAUGUUAAGUCUGAUAUUUAUUACAAAUUAAUCACGUUAAUAAGAAUUUCAAGUUCACCACCGAAUUUCGCCACCUAAUCUACACAUACUUAAUAAAUCAAUUAAGAGAUUAUAAGAUCUAUUUUAAACGUCAAUUAUAUACAUGUAAAGAUGAUAUAACGUAUAACGUGUCUGGGUUUUGAAAUUGACGGAUCGUAAGCUAAAUAGAUAAUUUAAAAUCCCAAAAUGGAUGGGCGGGAAUAGUAUACAACUCAUAAUUCCACUGACGCUUUGUAUUGAAAUAAGAGUAAUCAGCAUGAAUAUAAAGAUAUAUAACAAUAAUAUUCGCCUUCUAUAUUUAUAAAUAGUAUAACUACGAAAUAUACUAUCACAACAAUCCAUCCACAACAAAAGAGAACUUUAUAUAUUUUUAUAUACUCAAUAUUGCAAUAUAUGAAAUUAUGAAUUAUGUUUCAGCUCAAAUUAACGCAAAUUAAAACACGAGAUGUUGAGACUUGAGAGCUAUUGUAUUUUUUGGUUAAAUUGAGAUUUCACUAAAACAUGAGAGUUUUGACCACCGCCUAGGGAGAAUUAAGUAUGUACCAUGGGACAUGGAUCAUAUGAGAAGCUGAAACGUAAAAAAAAAACACGACCAACAAGUUAGUCAAAACAGUGGUAAAACUAUAAUAUUCAAGUAGAGGUAAAUUUGGGGAUAUAUGCAAACUCAUCA
This is a messenger RNA of Brassica napus (rape), 3061 nucleotides long. RefSeq lists its product as uncharacterized. Bases 42 to 596 code for a protein of 184 amino acids. NCBI's taxonomy places the organism in Eukaryota, Viridiplantae, Streptophyta, Magnoliopsida, Brassicales, Brassicaceae. The transcript is spliced from 2 exons. The record is from RefSeq and is a predicted model, not a curated record.